This is a messenger RNA of Oncorhynchus mykiss (rainbow trout), 1772 nucleotides long. RefSeq lists its product as uncharacterized. Gene Ontology annotation, molecular function: protein binding. The record is from RefSeq and is a predicted model, not a curated record. NCBI's taxonomy places the organism in Eukaryota, Metazoa, Chordata, Actinopteri, Salmoniformes, Salmonidae.
AUAUCGGACUCCUUCAUCCUCGCAGGGGGCCACACGUCAGAGUAACGUUUAAAACGCAGAUAUCUUUCAUGUGCAUGAUGGUGUGAUUCAUUUCACUUGAGUUGUUGGGUUAAUAAAGCACUCUGUCUUGAAGUCACUCUGCACCAUGACGAACUCAUGAGCGCUUAGUGUACAGUGGAUUUUUGGAAAGCAGUCCCCCCCCCCAUCUGGAAAAGAAAGGUUUCAAACGCACAUUUUCAAAACUCAACGAAAGCCCUUCAACUAGCACUUUUGAACUCUGUCGAGAUGGCAAUGGCAUCGCUCCCGUGCGCUCUCUGCAUAAUAUGGAUAUUUCUGAUCUGUCAUUCGACGGGAACGAGAUAUAUAUACCAGUUUCCCGGCGUAACUGAUCAACGUGUCAGCUCGGAGCGGAGCGCGAGUACCGGUUCACCUCUCAGCGGAUCAAACACCCAGCCCAGGAACUGGUGCCAGUUCACAGUGUCGAGGACGGUGACAUGCCAGGUGCGCAAUGGGACAGAGACCACAGUGCAGAGAGUGUUCCAAGGCUGCCGCUGGCCAGGACCCUGCUCCAAACUCAUCAGCUACAGGACCGUGGUCAGGCCGUCUUACAAAGUGGCCUAUCGGCAGGUCACUGCUCUGGAGUGGAGGUGCUGUCCUGGGUUUGCAGGAGAUCAAUGUCAAGUAGAGUACAUGAACUGCACCGGCUUCACUGACAUGAACAGCAGACUGAACUACAUCGAGUCCAAGAUUAAACUGCUAGACGGGGCAGGUUCACCAUCACCAUCCUUCAACAACUCAACGGAGGGUUCCAGUGAUAACGAGGUGUACACCCCUAACCCCACCCCCAUAGGCCCUCCAUCCUACCUGGAGCCAGGAGGAAGAGGACCACCGGGGCCAAUCGGAUCACCAGGUAUUCCAGGCCCAGCUGGCGAGGCAGGGGUUCCAGGACAGACCGGACCGACAGGGCCAAUGGGAGAGCGAGGAAGACCAGGAGAGAUCGGUUUUCCAGGCCUCCCCGGACCUCCAGGCCCUCCAAGGCCACGUCACUCCCCUACCCAGCCGAGGGGUGACAUGUUCGGGUUCGACGAGCAGGAGGAAACACCUCUUCCUCCAGCUCUUCCUGAGUUCGUAGCCGGCCCUCCCGGUCCACCUGGUCCCCUUGGACCCCCAGGUCCCCCUGGACCAAUCGGACCAGCAGGAGUUCCAGGUCUCCCAGGGCGAGAUGCAGAGGGAGGCCUCCAAGGCACGGCUGGGGACCCAGGGUCUAAAGGAGACACAGGGGAGAGGGGACCUCCAGGAUUAACAGGGGAGCAUGGCCAGCCUGGGCAGUCUGGGCAGAAGGGGGAGCCAGGAGAGGGUUUACCUGAGGGGGGAACUGAGGGAGUGCAGCAGCUAAGGGAAGCUCUCAAGAUCCUGGCAGAGAGAGUUCUGAUUCUGGAACACAUGAUUGGCAUCCACGAGAGUCCAGUGGAGUCCGGCUCUGGACUGGAGAGCCAACCAGAUUCCUUCUCAUUUCCCGCCAUGAGGACCAGGAAGGCCGAGUUCACCAUCAAGACAGGACGACUUCAGCCUCUCCAACUCUCCUCCAAUCCUCAAGGAAACAAUCUGCCUAUAGAGGUGGUCAGACAGAGACAAGGUCUUUUUUAGGGGGGUAGAUCAGCUUUAAUAUUGCAGAUAGAUUGCACCUUCCAUGUAUUGUUUAAAAAAUAUAUAUAUAUAUACAAUGCAUUUGGAAAGUAUUCAGACCACCUGACUUUUUUCCACAUUUUGUU